UCCACGUACAUUCCUCCCCGGCUCUGCAUCCUGUUCUCAGAGGUCGCGCAGGUUAAGCAGAGAGGGUGCGCACGAUAAAUUCUCAACUAAACAUGUUGCUUCGGUGCAAGAUCGCUGUGAUCUCGGCUCUCUUAUGUAUUGCUGUCACCGGCGUUGUAUGCCAAGCUCCCGCCACCUCUCCUUCAUCCACUCCGGCGCCUCCUACGCCUCAGACGCCCACACCUCCAACCUCUGCCCCACCGCCCGCCACAACCUCUCCACCAGCUAGCCAGCCACCACAAGCAGCAACUCCACCUCCUACUUCUGCACCACCUCCGGUGACAGCGUCUCCACCACCUGCAGCAACUCCUCCUCCUUCUUCACCUCCUCCUGCAACUCCGCCUCCAGCCACUCCUCCUCCAGCCACUCCUCCUCCAGCAACUCCACCACCAGCAUCUCCUCCUCCGGCAACUCCUCCACCAGCAUCUCCUCCUCCGGCAACUCCUCCACCAGCAUCUCCUCCUCCUGCAACUCCUCCACCAGCGACUCCACCUCCCGCAUCUCCUCCUCCAGCAACUCCACCUCCAGCUCCCUUAGCUUCUCCUCCUGCGCUGGUUCCGGCCCCAGCACCAACGAAGCUGAAGGCUUCCGCACCAGCUCCAUUAACAAGCCCGCCAGCUCCACUGACGGAGGCUCCUGCGCCAAGUCUCGGAGCCAGUGCACCAGCACCAGUCGGAGCCGGAUCUGAUGUGAGUGGAGUAGGGAAGAUGUGGUCAGUGCAGAGAAUGGUGGGAACCUUGGCCUUGGGAUGGGCUCUUCUCUUUGUUUUGCUACUCUAGACAUGUCUCUCCUCCUGUCUCCUGUGUCAUUGCUUCUGCCCUUCUCCAUUUAAUCAAUGGUUGACACCAUUGCUGCUGGGACUUUGUUUUACUACAUGUAUUUGAGUUUACAUACAUUCGGUUGUAUUCUUUGAGAGAUUUUUGAGGGUAGCCUUUCCCAUUUAGAGAGGAUCAGAUUGUUUUGUAUGGGAUUUGUUUGGGGCGGCUUUUCCUCAUUGUCUCAUGAUUUCAUUUUUCAGUAUCAUUACUAGCUUCACAUUCCACUGAUUAUUAUUUUU
Rubroshorea leprosula is the source of this 1096-nucleotide messenger RNA. Lineage: Eukaryota; Viridiplantae; Streptophyta; Magnoliopsida; Malvales; Dipterocarpaceae. The record is from the annotation of a GenBank genome assembly.